AAGCAGUACCAUUACCAUUUCUCCUCCACUUUCAACUUCGUUCCGCUAUAACCAACUAGUAUUCAGUUUACUUUCUGACUGAAGGCACUACAAUUAUUUAAUGGUUCUGUUCGGCACAGCAACAACAUGAGGGAUCGCAGUUUGCGGUACAAAAAUCAGUGAUUGCUUGUACUCAAAAGUGCCCAGUGGUGUUUAGUAUGUGUUUUGACUAGUAGUUUCAGAAAGGAUUAUCAUUUUAUUCCCAAAAAUAACCAACACAAAAAUGGUCAGCUUCUCGUUAAUGACCUUUAUGGCUGUGAUAAACGCGUGUACCUGCGCCAAUAUUUUAAUGAUAACGAUGGGUGGCACAAAGUCUCACAAAAUUCCCUUCUGGGAGUUGGCUCGAGGACUCAUUCCCAGAGGCCACAACAUCACAUUCAUCAGCGCUUUUCCCUCUGACUUCCUCCUGCCCGGCCUCGAGGAAAUCACCCCGACCAGUUUCGUCUUCUACGUGAAGAAUUUCACCAACUGGGAUUUGGUCGGGGCUAAGAUCAGGGGCGAAGAGCCCGUUCACCCCUUCGACAUGGUCCGAUACGCUUACGAGGCUUGUGAUGUACUUCUUUCAGAUCCGGAAACGAAAGACUUGCUCUAUUCCCAGCAGAGUUUCGACCUUUUGGUCCUGGACGGCGCCUAUCCGGAGUGCGCUUUAGGCUUCGUCAACCACUACAACGCCCCUUUCAUCUACAUUAACACAGUUGGGUUCUACACCGGAUCGCUGUCUCUGGCGGGCAAUCCUGCGCCUUAUUCGGUGACACCGUUUCUUGCAAGGCCGUUUACCGACGCAAUGAGUUUACUGCAAAGGACUGUGAACACGGUCUGGCACCUGCUGGCCAACUCCCUGCACUCGUUCAUGGUCAGAAACAUGAUACAGCCCAUCGUCAGAAAGCACUUCGGGCCUGAUGUCCCCCUGGUCUAUGACAUUUCCAGGAAUGUCAGCUUUAUUCUGCAAAAUGCACACGCCACGGUCACUUAUCCUAGACCUUAUUUGCCUAAUGUGGCGGAAAUUGCGUGCAUACAUUGCAAAAGGGCUAAGGCUCUGCCUGAUGACUUGGAGGAGUUUAUCCAAGGCAGUGGGAGCGCUGGUUUCAUCUACUUCAGCAUGGGCUCGUCUGUAAAAGCGGCCAACAUGCCGGAGUACCUCCGGAGGAUGCUGAUGCGCGUCUUCCGGCAGCUUCCCCAGCGGGUCCUCUGGAAAUACGAGGCCGACGAGGAAAUGCCCGACCUGCCCGCCAACGUCAAACUUGGCCGAUGGCUACCACAACAAGACAUUUUAGGUCAUCCAAAAAUUCGAGCAUUCGUCACCCACGGAGGUCUAUUGAGCAUGUUCGAGACGGUGUACCAUGGAGUACCAGUCGUUUCACUGCCGGUUUUUUGCGACCACGAUUCUAACGCUGCCAAAGCCGAAACCGACGGCUAUGCUUUGAAACUCGACUUGAGCAAAAUCACAGCUGAGUCGCUAGUCUGGGCCAUCAGGAAAGUCAUUCACGACCCGAAAUAUCGGGAGGAUGUGAAAAAGAGACAGUUUUUGUUGCGGGAUCAGAAGGAAACCCCCCUCGAAAGAGCCGUCUACUGGACAGAGUACGUCUUGAGGCACAAAGGGGCCACGCACCUGCAGUCCCCUGCCAAAAAUAUGGGGGUUGUAGAGUAUUAUUUAAUUGAUGUGGCAUUGUUAGCGUCCUGUUGUACAUUUAUUGUUUGGUAUUUAAUGAAAUUGACCCUAAAAAUCAUUGUUAUGGUCUUGUCAGGUAAUUUAAGCUUUAAUUUAUUUAGGAAAAAAAUUAAAAUAGAAUAGACAUUAAACGAGUGUAAAUAUGUUUGUAUAAUAAUCACUGUGUUUUAUUACUUGCAAGGAUAUUAAAAAAGUACAAACUUG
Tribolium castaneum (red flour beetle) is the source of this 1912-nucleotide messenger RNA. RefSeq names its product UDP-glycosyltransferase family 50 member B3 (gene Ugt50B3). Gene Ontology annotation, molecular function: UDP-glycosyltransferase activity. The record is from RefSeq and is a predicted model, not a curated record. The transcript is spliced from 5 exons. Bases 263 to 1831 code for a protein of 522 amino acids. NCBI's taxonomy places the organism in Eukaryota, Metazoa, Arthropoda, Insecta, Coleoptera, Tenebrionidae.